GUGGAUCCUUAUAACCGCGAUGGUACCCUGUUAUUCUCGCAUAAGAAGCAAGAGCACGUACUCCGUGGACAUUGUGCCUCGAGAUCAGCAAAUGGGAAUCUGGUCACAAAGUACUAUACUGUGAACGAUGUUAAAUUCGAUCCUCAGUGCCACACGAGAUUUCUUUCGACCGGAAACGACUGUACCGUCCGAUUGUGGGAAUACGGUUCUGACAGCGAAGGACGCGAGGAUUCGGACGCCCCUGAUUCCUCUUCGCAAGUGGUGAAACUACUGAACACGGUCAAACACAUCGGAGUUCCGCUCGAUCUCGUGUACAAGCCCGAUGGUGGGGUGCUUGCGGUCACAUGCCAAAAUGGAAAGAUCAUCAUUUAUCCGUCUUUCCAGCCUUCUAGCCGGAAGAGCACUGCAGUGUUGAACGUCUCACCUGUGAAUGUGACAUGUCAUGCGACGGGUGCGGUUGUGUGGGGCCGGGAGGCGACAGCUGCCUAUCUGUUCGCAUCUUCAGAGCCGCAUAGGGAACAGGACCACCAUGGAUAUCAUCGCGCGUUUGACGUUGUCAAACAGAAAGAGGCGUUCGUACUCGGUGCCAAGGAAGCAGGAGAUGCGAUGGCUAUUGAUGCUCGAGGUCAGAACCUUGCGCUGUUCACAUGUGGCGAGGCUGGGUCGCAUCCUGUUCGGAUAUACGACGUGCGACGAAAAACGGGACGGGCUACUAGCGAGAUCGAGUUGCAUGAGUUCCAUCGAGCAGACGACCAUGAUGAGGUGAACUGUGCAUCAUUCAGUCCUGAUGGGAUUUUUCUGGCGGUGGGGCGGAGCGACAACACUCUGCAUGUGUAUGACUCGCGAUACCUUGGUCGGGGACCGCUGUACCGCUUUUCGCACGAAGAUCCGAAUCAAGGAGUGGCAGGUAAGAGUUAUGGAGUGGUAGAAGCACAGUGGAUAAUGGGGAGAGAUAGAUGUAAGCUGGGGCUUGUUUCGGGAGGGAAUGACGGCUGCGUGCGGAUGUGGGAUGUGGGGGUUGCGUCUGGGGAGUACACGAAUGGAAAAGCUGUGGCUGAGGUUGCGUAUGAUGUGGCGCACUUUACGCUGGGGGAUCCAUUCGCGGGAGAGAGGGGUCUGGUGGUAGGUGACUCUGGUGGACGAGUCUACGAGUUCGAUCGACUGGAUGGGUCUGGGCAGGCGUGGGACCGCGAUCUAUAGCGCAUAUUGUAGAUGACGUCUUCGCAAUAGAGUGGUUGUUUUUACCU
Serpula lacrymans var. lacrymans S7.9 is the source of this 1247-nucleotide messenger RNA. RefSeq lists its product as uncharacterized. The coding region runs from base 607 to 1200 and encodes 197 amino acids. Lineage: Eukaryota; Fungi; Basidiomycota; Agaricomycetes; Boletales; Serpulaceae. The transcript is spliced from 9 exons. Gene Ontology annotation, molecular function: protein binding. The record is from RefSeq and is a predicted model, not a curated record.